CCUCAGUCAGAGAGGACGCUGCUUUCAGUCUCUGCUUUAUGGGAGUUGCACUGGCCGGGACUGAGAGCAAGUAUUCAACCCUUUACUAUGGUUUUAGUUGGAUAAUCAACAACCAUCGCCAACCUCCUCUUUGAGAAAUAAGUCCUGGCAACUGUGGGUAAGAGAUAUACAUAACGAGUGUCAAAACACUGGCACCUCGCACCUGCUGGUCUGUCAACUCACGGUGUAACGUAAACGGAGGAAAUAUAAGCUCGUAAUGUUCAAUCCACACAUCCAUCAGCAGCAGCAGCAGCAACAGCAACAGUUUCACCAGCACCUGAGGCAGCUACAGCAACUUUUCCAGCAGCAGCCUCCGCCUCCCCCUCCGCCGCAGCCGCCACCUGGGCACCAUGUCCCCCACCAUCACCAUCAGGCACAGCGACCCAUUCCUGUCGCUCCCCAGACAGCCCCUCCUCCCAGGAUGGUUAGGAUGUGCCAAGCGACCCAGACGACCAUCAUUGCUCCCAAUCCCAUGCUGCAGGGGGCCCUGCUGAUGCAGCAGAUGCAGGGUAACAUGCGGAACUUUGGGAUGGGUGGACAGCAGUUCCGUCAAUUCUUCGGGUCCAGGUCGUCUCUGCUCGGACCGGUUCCCAUGGGCAUGGCUAUCAAGUCCCCCAUGAUGGGUUUCCCAGCUGCUCGUCCAUUCCACCCUCACGCUCGCUACUACAACAACAACAACACCCCCACCACAGCCUCUUCCUCAUCCUCUUCCUCCUCCAUCAGUACCGCAGAUACUGCAGUUCGCCAGCCAGACAGGAAGAGAGACAGCGAGCAGAUGGCAUCAGGGAGCACAGACGACCAACCAGCAGCUAGCAGUACCAAUGAAGCCACUGACAAGACUGAAACAGAUAGUGCCGGGGGAGGAGUGGAUGAACCCACACAGCCCUCCGAGGAACCACUUGAUGAACCUGCAAUGAAGAAGCAGAGGACAGAGGGGCCAGAAGAGUCCAAAGAACAGAGUGUUGUUGAGACUGUCACCAUUGCAGAGACAGAUGGGGACAUUCUGUCCUCAGAGUGUUACAGCAACGCAGAGGACAGUCAGCCUGACGACUGCAUCCCUCUGGAGGAAGGAGGCUUUACGGUGGGAUCAGAUGUCGCUGAAGGGCUGGAGGAGAGCAGAGUUGCUGAGGUACACGCCUGUUUGUCAGCCCCGUCCCCAUCAAGGAUAACUGCAGAUGACCAGCAGGGUGAUUUACUCUCAGAGGAGAUGCCACAGGGCAAAGAUGCCCCUUUGGCUUCACCAGACAACCAGGAGGAAGAAGAAGAGGGUGUAGCAGAGGGCGCCAACAAGUUCUACUGCUACCUCUGCAGCAUUACCUGCCACAACCAGCAAAACUUCAAGAGUCAUAUGAACAGUGUUUCCCACCAGCAGAGGAUGAUGGAGAUCCAACACAUGAGCAACGCUUGCCUGGUCACCCUGCUGCCACGAGUGCACGAGUCUCUAAUGGAGGCAAACAAAGACGGAGAGAAGAAAGCAGACGUGAAGCACUGGUGUGCCACCUGUCAAAUCCACUACACCAGUAGCAUCAUGGACCACCGUCGCACCGAGGAGCACAAACUCGCCAGCAGAACAGCCAUCUCCUCCUGCACGGUCUGCAAGAAACACUUCAGGACCUCACAGAUUUUUGUAGAGCACUUACAGUCCCAGGAGCACAGACAGAAACUGGAGAAGCUCCAGGAAAAUGAGGGCUGUGAGGCCUUAGGCAAGCUAACUGCCAUGGACGCGGAUGGCUUUUCGUUGGAAGAGGUGGAGGGCGGCGAGGUGGAGGAGGUAGAGGAAAGACAGAGGAAUGAGCAGGAUGACUGGCCCUUCCCUAAGGAAGUGACUCUAAAGGACAUGGCCAGUGAUGAGCAGUAUGACCCUGACACAGUCUACGGGUCCAGUUUUUUUGUUCCAGUAGCAGGUUUUAUCUGCAGACUCUGCAACAAGUUUUACCACUUUGAAUCUUCUGCCCUUCACACCCACUGCAAAUCACUGAAGCACUUUGAGAACCUCAAGAGGUACAGAGAGCUGCUGAGUCAAAAGAGUGGAGCUGUUGAAUCUUCCAGAGAGUCUCCUCUAGCUGCAGGCAGCCCCAGGCCCGUAACCGAAACCCCGACAGACUGUUUGGAUGAAAAUUCCCUCCCCGAUGAAACAGUAGUGACGGACAUAAACUCCACACAGCCUCUCAUUACACUCACCCGACUGAACACGCAGACAAAUGAACAGCAACAGAAGGAGCAAGCAGAGCCUGACCCAACCUCACGGGACUCCAUCAGCGCCUCAGCAACCAGCAAGGAGGAAGAGACCACAUCCCAGGUACCCGUGGUUCAGGAGAGUCCAGCCGAGCUACCUGCUGUUAACACAGAGGAGCCAGACUCAGAGCCAGCAGCUGCUGCUGUUGUUGCGGAUGCUAAUGAAGAAGAAGAAGAGGAGGAGGAGGAAGCUCCCGCUGUCACAGGGAAAAGAAACGGCGCAGGGAAGGCAAAAACCACAUCUAAACGCAGGUCGGGAAGGGCCACAAACAGACGCUGAGGCAAAGCCAAGAUGUGGAGUGAGUGGAAACUUGGCACAACCUUAGGUCAGGGUGUGUCAGUGUGUGAAGAGGUGCUUUCAUGAAACCGAGACCAAGAAGUGAGUGAACAGCCCUGCCUCUCUCUGUGUCGGAAAGUCGGAAUUAAGCACACACCAACAAAUAGGAAGAAAAAUGGUAAAUCACAGCGGAACAUGACUUAUUAUGUGCUGCUCUCCCAGGGUGGGAAAUUAACUCCUCACAGUAUCAAAUACAGGUUGAAUCAGUGAUGGGUGAGUAUCUUAAUAUUGGCUCCCAGUCAGAACAUGAUGUUUCAGAGUCGUCUAAUCUCCAGCCUCACCUAUGUGACACACUGUAUAUGCGUUUAGCUCAGAACAAACCCUUUUACAAUAUUUACAGAUCGGUAACAACUGAAUUUAUGCUGCUGAAAAAUAAGUUUUUAAGUAAAGAGAAGCUCAGUCACCUGAACACAUGGAUACACGUGUUGUGUCCUAAUUCCAAAAGCAAACUAAAAUCUAAGCAGAUUCAUUGGAUGUGUCAAAGUAUCCUUAAAAAAGUCACUUGCACAGUUCUGCCACAGAGCAAAAAGGAAAUGUAGGAGCUGCAAAACAAAAUAAAAACCGGCAAAACAGCUUUGUGAAUGCCCCAGGUAACAACUACUGGAUGAAAAGUCAUGCAAUUUGGCACCGACAUUCAUUUCCCAAUCAUGAUGAAUUAGAAUAACUUUGACUUUCCAUGUAGCGCCGUCAUCAGGUCAGAAUUUCAGUUUGGUUUAAGACCAAAUAGCUGCAAGACCAAUGACGUUCCUGGAGUCAGUGUAUAGAGCUAAUACACAGUUGUUAGCAUGCUAGCAUGCUAAACUAGGAUGGUGAAUUUGGUAAACAUACCAGCUUAACAUCAGCAUAUUAGCAUUGUCACUGUGAUUAUGUUGACAUGAGGAUUUAUCUUAAGGCACAGUGCUACGUACGACCUCACGGAGGCGUUACCAUGGCUGUAGCCUUGUUUGUUUACGAACAACAAAAACAGUUUACUACAACCAUUAUACUGUGUGUAAGUGGAGCGGGAUAGGGACACACUGAUGUAAAAUUAUAGAAGCUAAGUGCAAAUUUAAUAUAUAAAGUGUUUUUGAGGUGUAGUAUGAUGAGGAGAAUACUUUUCUUUUUUUAAGUUACCCCGUCUACAAAAUUCUUUUUUUUUUCUUUACUUUCUAAUAUAAUUGAAAUAAUUGUAAAUGAACAGUGUCCAGGCUUUUUAAAUGAGGCUAAAGGAGGAGGCUGGUAGAUUUUCUGUCCACUGGCUCAUGAUCUGACUCACCAAAUUUUAUUUCCCACCCUGCGGUGUCCUCAGUGAUCAGAAAGUUGAUGGGCGCCAAUUGUCAGCUUCUGCUAAUUCUCUAGCCAGCUAGAUGAACGAUUGUUAACUUAAUAUAACCUACACGUGGAUACAUUUUUCAACAUUGCUAACCAUGUAGCACAUGCUUUUAGCGAGCUGAAUUGUAGAAUGUAACCAAUUUAAGUGAUUGAGCAGGUGACAACUUUUGUUUCAAGAAAGUGUUAAAAUGGUACUUUGGCUUAAGUGUUGAGAAAUGCUGAACCUUGAAUCUGAUCAUCGUUUCGUUCGGGGCAUUUUGUUAUUUCCGCCAAGGAGGGUGUGUUUUCGUUUCGGUUUGUUGGUUUGUCAGCGGGAUUACUGAAAAACUACAGGCCUGAUUUCCCUGAAACUUGGUGGAAGGGUGCGGCACAGGCCAAGGAAGAACCCAUUAAGUUUUGGAGCGGAUCCAAAUUGUGGUUAUUUGGCCCUUCUAUUUAUCCUUUUUCUUAUUUUUUUGUUAUGUUUGGGGUGAAGAAGUUGUCAGCAGCUACAGCCUUGUCACUGAAAGAGUGCCAGCAGAUGGGAAGUUUUUUUUGUAUAAUGAAGAGUUUAAAAUGUCUUAAGAUUCAACAGUCUUUAGGAGCUGAACGUAGUGUUGAACGCCUAUCAACAAAAUGUCUAAAAACCAUUUCACAUCUGCAAAGUCGUAUGGGAAAGGACGCUGUGUGUUCUUGCAAUGUUAAAGGAGCUCUGAAGUGAGUCGGCACAAAAGGCUGCACUGUGUCUGCAUUCUGCUCAUUUUGAAAUUUGAAAGCGUGUCAGUCGAGGCAGGUUUACGCUGCUUGAAGCUUGAAAGACUUUCAUGCUGGGUGUCUAAGAUUGCACCCACAAGUCAGUCUUAUAGCUCAGAAUUCAUAAAGAUAAAAGCAUUUGCAUAGAAUUGAUCAUGUUGGCACAAUAGAUUUUAAACAAUCAUAUUUUGUGUCACAUUCCCAUUUACAUCUGUCAUGUGUGCUUACAUAAAAAACUAUCUUUAAUUUUCAUGGACUUGCAAUGCUUUUAGUGAUCGUGCUUUUCUCAUUAAGAUGUUUUAUUUGCUAUACACUGGACAGAUGGACACAGCUGAGUUAACGCAAGAAGGACAAACCAUGAAGUGUCUGUAUGUAUUUAAUGUAGCAAAUUGUCCUCGCAGACUUUAAACUCUGAUUUUAAGCAGCAGUAACAUACAGUCAGUUAUCCCAGUUACAGAUUAUACAGAUGUACAAUUUUGGAUCCAGCAUUUCAGCAGUCACAAGGCUUCAUGACUAGUGUGCUGCUCUGGAAACAUUUCAUCCUCCAUUGUAGAGAAGGAUAUUUUAAACCACCGAAAGUGGUUGGCUGACACAUGUAGCAACUCUCGUAGUCAUGGUGGCGACUGUCGCAUGAUCAGUGCCGCAUCACGUUCUGUCAGAAGGAACCAGAUAUGAGACUGUGAGAACAGGAAGGAGCAGGAGAGAGGAGAAGGACAUGAAAGGAUAAAUCUCAAACAAAGCUGUAUGUUUCUUAUUGUAUUUUUAUUCAGCUACUGACUCAAUUGAGAUGAACAAACCGGUGAUGUUUUCUAACUGCUGGAAGUUUCAUGUAUUUUUGGAUUUUGUUUUCUGUUUGGGGUGGGCGGGGGUCAUUUUAAUUUAUAUUAAAAUGUCUGACAAUUCCCAC
Molecule: messenger RNA, 5561 nt
Organism: Epinephelus moara (kelp grouper)
Lineage: Eukaryota; Metazoa; Chordata; Actinopteri; Perciformes; Serranidae
Gene: ciz1a
Product: cdkn1a interacting zinc finger protein 1a
Exons: 16
Coding region: 257-2554 (765 amino acids)
Cellular component (GO): nucleus
Molecular function (GO): nucleic acid binding; zinc ion binding
Source: RefSeq, a predicted model, not a curated record